AUGGAAGCUAUCGAGAAGCGGUUUCGCCCUUUUCCCAUGAGAUUGCGGUGUGCGACUCGAGCGCCAGAAAGCAACAUCAUCAACAGCAACAACAAGUCAGCCGAUUCAGGAGCUGUCGUGGGAUUCCAAACCUGUCGUUCAUUUCAUGGUCCUUCCGCCAGUAGUCUCAAUACGCUUAACCGUCACGGUUCACCACCCCCGCCGCUACCUUACGUGACAGAUCCGAUUCCAGGAAAUGGUUCAGAGCCGCCAAUCCUCCCCGAUGAUCUCUCGCGUGGCGCCGCUGCCAGGGCGGCUGCUGCUGCGCAAAAUGAGAUGGUCAAAAUUGGCCGUGUGAGCUCACAGGACGAUUCGAAGAUAUUCGAAUUUGAAACGGCUCCGAUUGAAGAGUCAGAUGUGGCAGGGGAUUCUGAGAGUGGCAUUGACGUCAACUUGCAGAAUCGCGUAGAUGUCUCUGAAGAUGAUUCGGAGGUUGUGCGCAAAAAUCCGAUGGAUUAUCUGCCCGCUGAACUCAUGGCACACGUCCUUUCGUUUCUUGAUUCCGACUCGCUGAAACAAGCAGAAUUGGUUUCCCAUCAAUGGCACGAGCUUGCCUCUUCUCAUCAUGUGUGGAGAGCAGCGCUCUGGCAUGAGUACAAACGCUGGCCUAAGGCAGGUAAACUAGCAAACGGCCAACCCAAGUAUAUGGGGUUAGGACGUAUUCGACCGAACCAGGACUGGAAGAAAAUGUUUGCCGUUCGACGAGCUCUGGAAUCCCGCUGGAAGAAGGGCAAAGCUGCGGCUAUCUUCUUGCAUGGUCACAAAGACAGCGUCUAUUGUGUUCAGUUUGAUGAGAACAAAAUCCUCACUGGUUCCCGUGACCGAACUAUACGUGUCUGGGAUGCGCACUACCCCUGGCCUUGCAUCAAGGUCAUCGGAGUUCCUCCUGAUCCACCAUCACCGUUCAGACAGGGCCGACUUGUAUUCGAAGCUCCAGAAGACGAUGAAUCUGCGCGACUCCCUUUCAUCAGCAUCUGCCCCACGAUCCACUCUUCACCAGACCAUGUUACCCCAGCCUCUGCAACAGGUGACUACCACCGCGGCUCCAUCCUUUGCCUCCAAUAUGACGACGAAAUCCUCGUCACUGGCUCUUCCGACCAUAUCUGCAUAGUUUGGGAUAUCAAAAACGAUUACAAAGCUAUCCGUCGCCUCACAGGCCACCAAGCUGGCGUCCUCGACGUCUGCUUCGAUGACAAAUACAUUGUCUCCUGCUCUAAAGAUACCACCAUCUGCAUCUGGGAUCGGCGUACGGGUGAGCUUGUCAAACGCCUCCUGGGCCACCGUGGGCCAGUCAACUCGGUUCAGCUCCGCGGUGAGCUGAUCGUCUCCGCCAGCGGUGACGGCGUCGCCAAGCUCUGGAAUAUCACCUCAGGUCUAUGUAUCAAAGAAUUCACCAGCCGUAACCGCGGCCUCGCCUGCGUCGAGUUCUCUGAGGACGCUCGCACAAUCCUAGCGGGCGGUAACGAUGAACUCAUCUACCAAUUCGAUGCAAACACAGGUGAGCUUGUGAACGAGUUGAAGGGCCAUUGGGCCCUCGUGCGCUCAUUGCAUAUGGAUUCGACAAAUGGGCGGAUAGUCAGUGGGAGUUACGAUAGGAGUGUGAGGGUGUAUGAUGCGGCAAGUGGGCAGUUAUCGAUUAGUUUGACCACUUGGACGUCGAGUUGGAUUCUCGGUGCCAAGAGUGAUUAUCGGCGGAUUGUCGCGGCGGGUCAGGAUGGGCGUGCGGUCAUUAUGGAUUUCGGGUAUGGGCUUGAUGGGAUUGAGAUGCUUGAAGAGUGA
Messenger RNA from Histoplasma mississippiense, 1818 nucleotides. RefSeq lists its product as hypothetical. The transcript has 4 exons. NCBI's taxonomy places the organism in Eukaryota, Fungi, Ascomycota, Eurotiomycetes, Onygenales, Ajellomycetaceae. The coding region runs from base 1 to 1818 and encodes 605 amino acids. Gene Ontology annotation, molecular function: protein binding. The record is from RefSeq and is a predicted model, not a curated record.